This is a messenger RNA of Diatraea saccharalis (sugarcane borer), 2826 nucleotides long. The record is from the annotation of a GenBank genome assembly. Lineage: Eukaryota; Metazoa; Arthropoda; Insecta; Lepidoptera; Crambidae.
CAAUUUAUUGUUGAACCUUACGAACGAAACAUUUGCUUAUUGUGUUUGAAAUUAAAAUGGAAGAUAUUCACCGUAGAGCUAUACAAAGCAACUUUGUAUCACUCGUAGAACAGACCGACCUAGAUCUCAUGGUGACUGCGCUCUAUGAGAAAGGAGUAUUUUCUGGAGAGAUGAUUGAGAAAUAUAAGGAUACGAGACUAAGUGUAAGAGAUCGCAAACGUCAGAUGUAUAUGGCUGUAAUGUUAAGGGGACCUGAUGCAUUCAGACAUCUUACAGACUCCUUGCAAGAAGCUGGGUAUUGGAACUUGGCCAGAGAUCUAGACCCUGACAGUUCUCUUCAUUUCAGGGGUCAUCAUUUCAAUCCAAGCAAGUAUAUUUCUAGACCUCAACCUCAACCUCUUUCUAAUGGAGAAAAUAGUUUCAUAAGUAUCAGGAUGAAAGACAAAAAAGCUGAUAUAGAAACACAAAAAAAUGCUAUCGAUGAAAACGGACCCCUGUUGAUAAGCAACAGUCAAGAAGGAGCUGAUAGUCAGGAAUGCGAACCAGAUGACAAUGUACCACAUUUUAAUGUAAUAAAAUCAACAAAAUUUAUUGAAGAUGAGGGAACAGAAUUCAAGUUGUACAAAACCCGUGGACCGCGUAAUAAGCGCGGCGUGUUGCUGGCGUUUAGCUACAUAAAGUUCCAGCAGGGUGUAGACGAGCACCGUUCUGGCGCCGACGUAGACGCCAAGAAGCUCAAGUACCUAUUUAGCGAGCUUGGCUUCAAAGUGUUUUCUUAUCUCAACCUCACCAAAGAGAAAACGCAGGACACGUUAAAGUUAUUGAACCAAGUGUUGGCGGGUGCGGAGUGCGCGUUCAUCGUGGUCUCCUCGCACGGGUACCAGCGCGGGGGCGCCUCCGAUGUCGAGUUCCGCUGCCACGACGGGCAGCUGAUGGGCAUAUACGAGUUCCUCGAGUACUUCAACAACGAGAGGCUGCCCGCACUCAUCGGUAUACCGAAGGUCUUCAUAUUCCAGUUGUGCAGAGGAUUGUUGGAGUUGCCCGUACUGCCGGCGGGCGGGGCGGGGGAUGGCACGCACAGGGACGGCACGGCGGGGGCGCGCGCGGGGGCGGAGGGCGGCGACCUGCCCCCCGCCCCCGCGGCCUCGCUGCAGCCCCCUCACCUGCGGCAGCCCCCCGCGCGCCUCUACUCCGAUAUGCUCAUAGCGCACUCCACGCUCCCAGGGUACGUGUCCCGGCGCGACAUCCGCGACGGGUCGUGGUACAUCCAGACGCUGUGUUCUGUGUUCGCCGAGCACGCGCACGAGUACAACGUGAACGAGCUGUUCACACUAGUGGACAUACGGCUCCGGAAACAAUUCCACGUGCAGACCUCCGCGGUUGAAUACUGGGGGUUCAACAAACGCCUCUAUUUACACCCUGGUUUAUACGAAACAUAGUAUAGGCGUUAUUUUUUACUUCGAAAGUGUAAAGGAUGUUAAAAAGUAUAAUACUAGAAGUAUUAUAAGAUUCUUUAAUAUAGUAACGUUGCUAGAAACCAAUUAAUAUGUUGUUUUACAAGAGGUCGUAUCUCAACCCGCUUUUUGAAGAACCUAAUGAAAUAACGAAUGAAUUGUAUUUAUAUAGUUGCUGAAAAAGUGUAUUUGCAUCAGCGUAAGAAAGGCUCUCAGGAUGUGGAAUGUGGCACAAGGAUUUUUAAAAUGCUGUGAAGGAACCAUAGACUUCACCGGCUUCAAAUAUAUUUAUAUUUUGAGUCGCCAGUCAAUAGUUUAAGAAACACUGAUUUACUCAUUUUAGUAUAAUAAUUAUCAUAUCAUAAUCAUGUAACGUCCUACAUAAGGUAAAAUAACAUGAUUCCUUAUUGAUAUGUACGAAUAGAAUAUGUAUCUUCAUUAUGUUUAUAUGGAAUUUUCAAGAUUGGGCACCUUUUACACUGUUUGAGAAUUUUCUUAUACUAUGAUAAUUUUAAUUUACAUUUUACAUUAAGUCGAGCCAGGACAUUUGGAACACUGCAAUGGAUUACCAGUGUUUAGAAUUCAUUUAAAGUUUUAUUGUUCUAGGUUUUAUUAUUCUUACUGUGAUUUUAUUAUACAAUACAUAUUCAUUCAUUCAUGUCUGUAAAUAAUGAUCAAGGUGGCUUAUUCUGAGAAUUCCUAUACAUGUUCUGACAUGACCACUGUGAUAACUAAAAACUUUACGAGAAAUGAGUUUAUAAUGUUGAUAAUAAUAAUAUUUCUCAAUUUUGUGGCCAUGUGUGGACAAGACUAAUUUUUAUUAGAAGAAUUUAAAAUUUAUAUUUUUUAUAUAUUUUUAAGAAAAAUAAAACACUAAAAAAUAGUUUGAAGAAUUUUUAUUGAAAGUUAGAAAAUUGAUCACAGGCAUCACUUAUUUAUUGUAAUGGCGCCAACUUGGUCACUUUAUAAGUUCUUAAAAAAAUAUUAAAUAUGCUAUUUAUUUUUAAAAACCUUUUCAUUUAAGUUGAUAAUUAUCACGGAAUAAAUAGAUUGGCUCCGUUUCUAAAAUUCUGCGAAAGAAACAGAACUAAAUAUUAAGUGGAUCAAUUAAUAAAAAAAAUCAACUGGUAAAUUUAAGUCACACCACUUUUCUCUCUGACUUAUAACAAGUUUUCUUCAGAUAUUCGCUCAAAACAGAUAUUUCAAAUAACGAAAAUUCUGCCAGAGAUAAAUCUGAAAAUUUUCAGUUUUAAAAAGAUCUUAUGUGCGCAUAUUAUGUAGAAUGUAACUUCAAAAAACUGAUCUUUUCCCUUAUUUAUUUUAAAUACGAACAUUUAGCAGAGUCGGAAUUUUUGUUAUUUGAUCAUUGUUU